GAGCUUCAGUCGCUUGAGCUCCACAGAAGCAAACGUCAGGUUGAUAAAGUGAAUACGACGCUUAAAAUAAGCAAACUUAUAUCAGAGUUAAAACCGCACAUCUGUCAAUCAAAGGGUGUCAUGUGUUCACCAGGACCUCCAGGCCUUCCAGGUCCACCCGGACCGAGAGGAGAGAAAGGAACCCGGGGACGAAGAGGACAGAGAGGGAAACAAGGAAACAAAGGAGAUCAAGGAAUUAUGGGAUCACCAGGAAAAAGUGGCAAGCAAGGCAUCGUGGGACCUAUUGGAUCACCUGGCGUAACAGGUCCGAAAGGACAAAAAGGAGACAUUGGGCCUGCAGGCAUGCCGGGAUCUAAAGGAGAGCCUGGUGAAUCAAUUUCAGCACCUUCCGUUGCUGUUUCUCCUGCAAGAUCGACUAUAAACGAAACUGGAUCAGCCACGUUUAAGUGUUCAGUUAUUAGUUAUCCUAAACCUACAGUAGUUUGGAGUAAAUUGAACAGUCAAACAAAUAUUAGCCAGUCAAUGGUUUCAGGAGAGACUUUGAGUUUACAGAACUUGAAGGGGAGUGAUGCGGGUGUGUACAAAUGUUCAGCGAUAAACAUCUUGGGGCAGGUGUACGCAGUGGGUCAGCUUGCGGUGAAUGGUAAGUUAAUAUAUGUUUUAGAGGAUUUAUUUGUUAUUAUCUUAUUGCAUGGACUUAGCUUAAGAUAAGGGAGGAAAAAGUAAAUUUUAUCCGGAAGAAAGAUUUUACAUUUUUCUUUCUUUUUUUUUUUUAUUCCCAAGACAUAUGUAACAUCCUUGAUUUUUGUUUCCUAAUCAAAUGUCUAAGGACAGAAAUUAUCGUUUGUUGCAGUUCUUGCACUAUUUAGCUGCUGAUUAAAUUUUUCGCGAAACGCAAGGUAGAUUUAAAUUAACAAUUAAUGAAUGACGCUGAGUUUCGUAUGAAGAAUUAUGGAAUUAUGAUGCGAAAGCCGAAUUCAAUAAUUGUUUAAUUUUAUCAUUCAUUCAAAAUAAUUCCUAGUUUGAAAACAUAGCUAAAACAUCCUUACCUCCAUCGAUUUUAAGUUCGAUAGUAAAGACAAACUUAAAGCAAGGGCCACACAUACACCAACCCACGGCCUGGCCAGUACCUCACGCAGGCGCACAGCCAUGUCACCCGGGCAGUGGAGUUUCCUCGUUCAUUGAUCCGACAGCUAUGCCAUGCUGAUGCGCCCCAAUAAGGGAGAAACAGCUGUCCAUGGCUGCCACUUCCCGGUUGAUAUGGCUGUGCGCAUGAGGUACUGGCCAGGCCUUGGGUUGGUGUGUGUGUGUGCCCCUUGCUUUAAGUUUGUCUUAUCUUCGUUAGUGCACGUUUAAGGUUGUUCAGCUCCGCAAAUAUUCUCCACAUAGCAGAUGUCGCCCUUCAAGGUGUCUUCUUGCUGUUCUUGCCAUGUUUUUAGCUACUAUUUCGCCUAGUUCUUACUCUUGAAACGAGUAAAAUGUCCGCCAUUUUUGUUUUUACAACCAAAGCAACUCAACCUCGUCCCCAGGUCUUCUCGGUUAACGGCGCAUUAACCUACAAGGAAGCUGCACUUUUGACGUCAUCAUCGGUUCAUUAAUCGCAAAAUUCUUCCAAAUUUGGUCAUCACUAGCUGAUUAUGGUGAAUUAUGCGUGUGCUUUUAGCCAAUAAGAAUUGGGGAAAUAUUUUGAAUGAAUAAUAAGCUGUGUUAAUAAAGGGCUAAUUGUAGGUACUACCAUCUGGAAAGGAUUUUUACCGCCCGCUGUCUGGAGAAGCGGCUUUUUAACAAAAAAGCAAAAUAUUGUUUGAGCAGGUACAAUUAUUAGUUACGCAACACCUUUCCGGUUCAAAUAUAGCGUCCGAAUCCACUGAAGUCGUUAGUCCAGGAAGUCAAUUUAGUCUUUUGCAUGUUAGCAGAAAAAUUCAUCUUCUCUGUUUACAGUUCAUCCAUCCAUAUCUCUUGAUCCGGGACCUCAUUAUGUUGUUGAAGGAAGUAACGCCAUUCUUCCUGUAUGUCACGUUACUGGGCAUCCCACACCAGUGGUCACGUGGAGCAGAUCAUUUGGUCAGCUGCCCCAAGGAAGGAUACAGAGUAACAACAGCGUCAUCAAAAUUGUUGGUGCCCGUAAAAUUGAUUCUGAUAACUACCUCUGCACUGCAACGAACCUGUUAGGAAGUAUUGUAAAAAGAACUCAGUUAAAUGUAGUCUCCCUCCCUCAAUUCACUGUACAGCCACCGGCAAACCUUACCGUGUCGAUUGGCCAAACUUUAACUUUAAACUGCUCUGCUACUGGGAAUCCUCAGCCAGUCAUAAGCUCGAAAAAACCAGGACAACAACUUCCAGUUGGACGAAGCCAGCAUAUCAAUGAUGCGUUAGUUAUCAGGGACACCAAAGAGGAAGAUGCAGGGAGUUACAUUUGUACUGCAACAAGUGCAGGGUUUUCCUACGUGGAAACUACCAUCGUGAUUGAGGUUAAAGCUAGAGGUAAAUAAAAAAUCAGUAUACUUGCUUCAUAGUGCCUUAAUAUACUCGUUUGAUAACUUUCUGACUCAGAUGACACUGAGUGUGAAANUGGAGCAGAUCAUUUGGUCAGCUGCCCCAAGGAAGGAUACAGAGUAACAACAGCGUCAUCAAAAUUGUUGGUGCCCGUAAAAUUGAUUCUGAUAACUACCUCUGCACUGCAACGAACCUGUUAGGAAGUAUUGUAAAAAGAACUCAGUUAAAUGUAGUCUCCCUCCCUCAAUUCACUGUACAGCCACCGGCAAACCUUACCGUGUCGAUUGGCCAAACUUUAACUUUAAACUGCUCUGCUACUGGGAAUCCUCAGCCAGUCAUAAGCUCGAAAAAACCAGGACAACAACUUCCAGUUGGACGAAGCCAGCAUAUCAAUGAUGCGUUAGUUAUCAGGGACACCAAAGAGGAAGAUGCAGGGAGUUACAUUUGUACUGCAACAAGUGCAGGGUUUUCCUACGUGGAAACUACCAUCGUGAUUGAGGUUAAAGCUAGAGGUAAAUAAAAAAUCAGUAUACUUGCUUCAUAGUGCCUUAAUAUACUCGUUUGAUAACUUUCUGACUCAGAUGACACUGAGUGUGAAAGAAAUUUUAUAACGCUAGUCAGUCGUCUAGUGAGUGACCCAAAUAAAAAAAUAAACGAUUCGAGUAAAAAAAGAAUAUAUUUUUCCGGUUAUUGACCAGGUACGGUGUAUUUUACUUCUCCCUUACUGCACCGAAACAUGAUUUACGGAUUAAGGCGCUGAAAGUAGUGAAUAUAUCACUGGGAUGGACUGCCAAAGUAUUUGAUAGCCAAAGGUUUAUACCUAUAAAGACGAUCAUCCUGGGAUUAUCAGCUUUUUUAUAGAUUACUUCAUUGUUGUUGAGCGGGAAUAAUUUUCAUCCACGAACUAAGAAGAAUCGUAAAGUUUUUCGAUCGCUGCGAUCACUCUCGUUUUACCUGCGAUCAGGCAUCGUACAUAUAGAUAUGAGCAGGGCAAGUAUCUAACAGGCGAGCCAACCAUAAAGUAUUUGUUUGCUAAAUAAGUAAAUACAUACAUGCACUGUUGUACAGGUAGCUAUUACGACAUCCGAAGGAGGAUCAUGAAGUUAUACUAUAAAGAGAUCUAACUUACAGAUAACCCACCCAGCCCAUGGAAAGGCUGGCCACACCAACGGGGUCUACGUCCUCUACUCAGUUUCGGAACAGUGGUGUAGGUUUUUUGUUACGUCCCACAAUUUUCGUCCUUAUCCCUGAAGUCUAGAAAGACUAACUCUAGUUUCCAGAUGUCUUUACCAAGGCAGCACUUUCUUCUCAGUUGCUUAAAGACCCUGAGUGUUGGUCCAGCAGGGGUUUGAACCCGUGCUCUUCCAACUGAGCUAACCAGGCGGUGGUGAAAAGUACCGAGAUAUUAUUACUGCCUUUACUUUUAAUCACUCUGAGUCAACUGACCUCCUCGAUUUUAAAAAUACAUGACACUUUGAUGAAAGUCCGAUAAAUCUCUGUUAGGUUCUGGGAAAAUCCAAGUAUUUACCCAGUAUUAAGAAUGAAGAUGACAAAUAACCGAUUUACUGAUAAGCUUUCUAUUUAGAAGAAUAAAUAUUGAAAGUAGCUUUUUGAGAGUUGGACAUCCUGUCUCCAAACUUGACGUUCCUUAGCAGAAAAUAGUAAUUAUCUUUAUAAUGGCCACUUUUACCUUUUGGCAAUUCAUAUUAGAAAACUUAAGGUUUAUUAUUAAUCUUAUGUUUACUUAAGCUUUUUGUUUUGGGAACACAUUAAUUUAGAGUAAGGAACCUUGCCCUCUAUCUAUUUAUCUAGUUUCAACAUGCCUGAUUAGUCUAAAAAGAUCUAAGUAACUUUCAUAAUAAUCUCGCGAAAAAGUGUUUAUUUUAUUGAUCUUUACUCUAGUAGUUGUCCCUUUUAGUUAACCUGUUCCAGAAUUAGAGGACGAGCUUAGAAAAAGAUUUAAGCCUUUGAGUUAAUUGCCAACGAGCAGCCUCGCGAAGAUGCGAGGCUGCGAGGCGCCUAAUAAAGCCGUGCGCGAAAGUUCCAAGGCCGAUAAUGAAUCUCGAAUCGAGCGAUGUAACAAGGUAGUGUAAGUAACUUUUAUGACGUAAUGAAGAACAGAGAAGGAAUUGUUUUCGAACGAACAAGUUUUGGCUUCCCUCGAAAGUCGUACUUGGCAUCCGAAGGAGUUUCGUUGUUAUUCACAAGAAAAAGAGAAAAACUUAAAUCUUCAGAUCUUUUCAUUUAUCUCCAAAUAAUCUUUAACUCUUCAGUUCUUCAGAUAACAACUAAGUCUGCCUUACACGAUACGGAUGAGCGAAGGAUUACAUGGAUUGUAAACCUAAAUCACACAUGUGAUCACAGGUAACCCAGGCUCUGUGAUAGUGCCACAGUACCCUUCCAGUAAAAUUACAGUGUUUGUAUCGGGUAAAAAUACCACCCUAAAAUUUCUAGGAAAUGCUAAAUAAAGAUCAAUGAAACUUACUCUGCAGUUAAUUGUUGUUGUCCUUAUUGCUCCAACGAAGUUUCGUGACAAUUUGCAGUAAUUUGUUCAAAUUCACUCUAAAUACAAUAAUAAUAUACAAGGUAGGAAACACGAGAUGCCAUUUUCACCGACAUGCUCUCAUUCAACACAACUUUUUCCACGAAAUUCGAACUCCAACGGAAAAUAGACAUGCCAGGAUCGUAGAAAUAGGAUAGCAGCAGAUAUAGAAACCAAUGAAGCUUUCCCAGAUAGAGAAACGAAUCCCACAGACUUUGACAAACUCGAAGAAUAUAAUCCAAACACACCGAGAAUACGCUCGCCGAAGCAGCCGGGCCAGAUCAACGCGCGGCCAAGAAAAUGAAGCCUGGGCACUGUACAAAAAAAUUCCAUCCCGGGGGUCCUGGGGUGACCUUUCUAGGGACCGAUACAUCAUUUGCCCAAGGCCACCCUCCCCUGCUGGAAAAAUACUUGAUAGAAGGCAAUUGUUCUUCCUAGCCAAUCACUAUGGCCUGUUAUAAAGAGAUUAUUUUCCUCUCGAACUAUAUUCAGCUCCUGGCGCUGGUCCUCAGAAAGUUUAUCAAACAUCAAUAGGGCAAGGUUAUAAGGGCAAAGGAAAGAACAACGAAGGACGAUUUACAAAACUUAAAACGAGCAAAAGAUAUAAGUGAAUUUUGGCUCUUACCGAGGCAUUUGUACAACAGGAUCAAAUUCAAAGAGAGGUGUCUCACGAUGCCGAUAGAGCGUUCACUUGUAUUGACAAGAAGUCGGCGUGUUACUGCCGCAUUAAUCGCUAAAUAUGUUAAUCGCGCUAGUUCUUUGUUUACUAGUGCACGUGGCUUUCACAUUCGUCUCAGUUAUCGCAAUUCAUAUUCUGUCGCAAUUUUCUGUAUAAUUUUUGACAUUAGUUUGUAAGCUUCAACGUUUAUUUACGAUAGUUUCGCUCGAGAGUUCACAGCAACAGUAUCUCAGUCAUCAUCUACCUUUUGUUCAACCUUGUUUUUAGCCCGCCUUGUAAGCAUUUCGCGUUGUUAUUUCAUUAGUUUCAUUACUGUUAUUUGCAUUCCUUAGUAAAAGAAAUGGGACGCCUUGUAACUCCGCAGACUCUCCUGAUUAUAUUACUUUUUUUUAUCCAUUUAAAUUCAGGCGCGUGUGCGGGGUUUGCUCUGGCAAAUGGUGAUUGGCUAGGAAGGACAAUUGCCUUCUAUCAAGUAUUUUUCCAGCAGGGGAGGGUGGCCUUGGGCAAAUGAUGUAUCGGUCCCUAGAAAGGUCACCCCAGGACCCCCGGGAUGGAAUUUUUUUGUACAGUGCCCAGGCUUCAUUUUCUUGGCCGCGCGUUGAUCUGGCCCGGCUGCUUCGGCGAGCGUAUUCUCGGUGUGUUUGGAUUAUAUUCUUCGAGUUUGUCAAAGUCUGUGGGAUUCGUUUCUCUAUCUGGGAAAGCUUCAUUGGUUUCUAUAUCUGCUGCUAUCCUAUUUCUACGAUCCUGGCAUGUCUAUUUUCCUUUGGAGUUCGAAUUUCGUGGAAAAAGUUGUGUUGAAUGAGAGCAUGUCGGUGAAAAUGGCAUCUCGUGUUUCCUACCUUGUAUAUUAUUAUUGUUGAUAGAAUGAAUUUGAACAAAUUACUGCAAAUUAUCACGAAACUUCGUUGGAGCAAUAAGGACAACAACAAUUAACUACAGAGUAAGUUUCAUUAAUCUUCAUUUAGUAUUUCCUAGAAAAAUUUUAGGGUGGUAUUUUUACCCCAUACAAACACUGUAAUUUUACUGCAAGGGUACUGUGGCACUAUCACAGAACCUGGGUUACCUGUGAUGUGAUAAACAAGAACAUGGCGGCAACUAACACGAGUCCUAAGCAAAAUGGUAACAACCGCUGACCAUAAAUACUGAAAACUCCUUACUACAGCACUGCUGUACGAGCCGUUUGCGUGUUUAUGAAAAAAAAAAGUAGACUUCCUAAGCUUUAAAAAAAAAAUCCAAAAAUGAACAUGUACGUUGAAUAUUCGCGGACUUUAAUCAUGAUUUUUCGAGGAUUCUAAUUUCACUUAUAAGACCACUAAAUUUUACGCAAAAUGACCUGCUCGCAACUUCGGACAGAAAAACGAACUUCAGUAUCUCGAAAUAUAUACUAUUUCAAAUUCUUUACCUAGUAGAAUAGUUUAGUUCACUAUUUUCAGGGUAAUUUUUGCUUAUGCAAUCGAAUUGAGUUCAAACUAUUUUUCGUAAAUUACGGUAAUUCAUGACAUUUCUAAACAAAUUGAACAGCGCGCGCGUAUAGAUAAAAUCUUUGCUAAAAUAAUAGAAUUAAUUGAAGGCAUAACAAUAAUGAAAGUGACUAGACAGGGAAGUGGGCAAAAGCCACUGUCUUAAGACAGGAAACUCAAUACUGCAGCAAGUAAACAAUGUUGCCCCAAGGAGGUAGUAGGCACCUACUGUACAUAUGUUCCCUGGAAUGAUGGAAUAGCCAGAAAAGUCCAAGCCCCUUCUCAUAUGUUUUUAUUGCAAGUUGAUUAUCAGCUUUCAUUUCUAAAAUACUUAAUCCACAAGCUAGCUAGCCAGAGACACCUUUUGAGUCCUGAACCGUGUUUCUUCUUGCGGCCGACACACUGCAUUUUAACAAGUCUGUGUUUGUUUUGCGACGGAUUUCAUUUAGAGAAAUUCUGAUAGUCUUUUUUCAUGUACGCCGGAGCGCGGAUGAAAAUGCUCAAUUUUCGCUAAUUUCAUACUCGAAAGAGCGCCGAUUUAGCGUUUUUCAAACUUCGCCCGAUUUCUGAAAAUAUAGGAAGCCGUUACAAGUUUUAAUGUGAUUUUUUAAAUAAGUAUACUAUAGAGAUUAUUUGGGCAAUAUAUAAAGAAAGUCAAAACUUCACGACUAUCAACCGAUUUUCGAAAAUUACAGACAUUGGCUCUUAAGGAACUGACUUCAUAAGUUUCGUUUCUGUCCUUCUUUCGAACGGUAAUAGUAAGCAGUCUUGUGCAUCUGCUUUGGGGGAUUUUUGAUUUCUUCUUGAAUUGUUUUUUGUUACUCUUGUUAGACUGCUCUGAUCUGCUAAAGUCAGGCCAUACUCAGAGUGGAGUGUACUCUGUGAACCCAGACGGAAAAGGAUCCUUCAAUGUAUAUUGUGACAUGCGCACUGAUGGUGGAGGGUGGACAGUGUUCCAGAGAAGACAAGAUGGCUCGGUGGACUUCUAUCGCGGCUGGAACGAUUACAAAUCAGGCUUUGGUCAGCUGACGGCUGAGUUCUGGUUAGGAAACGACAAGAUCCACAGGCUGACGACAGCUAGACUCAACACACUACGAGUAGAGCUAGAGGACUGGAAUGGAGCAAGAGUGUAUGCCAAAUAUGGCAAGUUUAACAUUGGUGAUGAGCAGGCGAAGCAUCGACUUGAAGUGGGUUCAUAUUCAGGGAGGGCGGGCGAUUCCCUAGUAAGCAGUCAUAAUAGGAUGGCGUUUAGCACAAAAGACCGAGAUCAUGACAUUUUAUCUUACUCCUCAUGUGCUGUGAGUUGGAAGGGUGCCUGGUGGUACAGUAAUUGCCACGAAUCCAAUUUAAAUGGAAAACACCUUGGAAACAAACAGGAUGACCGCGGAGUCCGGUGGUAUCCCUUCAGAGGUUCUCUUUCACUAAAAUUUACUGAAAUGAAACUGAAGCCGUCAUCUUAG
Messenger RNA from Porites evermanni, 8637 nucleotides. Lineage: Eukaryota; Metazoa; Cnidaria; Anthozoa; Scleractinia; Poritidae. The record is from the annotation of a GenBank genome assembly.